Mangifera indica (mango) is the source of this 643-nucleotide messenger RNA. RefSeq lists its product as uncharacterized. The coding region runs from base 94 to 420 and encodes 108 amino acids. The record is from RefSeq and is a predicted model, not a curated record. Lineage: Eukaryota; Viridiplantae; Streptophyta; Magnoliopsida; Sapindales; Anacardiaceae. The transcript is spliced from 2 exons.
GACACAGUUUCUCUCCAAUAAUGGAGAGCUGAGAAGUUUCUCUCCAUUAUUGUUCACUUGUUCUUUUAUCCACCACGUGAGCCAAUUGCAAACAUGAAGUUCUUGUUGGAGCUACUGGCUUGUUGUGGAUCGCCCCAGACUGUUGGAGAGGGUCCCGUGGCGGAGCGGCUGGAGCCGAACAGAAUGGAGGAAACCAGGUCUUUGAUGCGCCGGAGUUACCGCCGUUCGAGACGGAGGCGGUAUGGCGGUAGCGGUGGUGUUAGCCGGGGGGAAUGGAGGCCGUCGUUGUGUUCGAUUUCUGAAGAUAUGGUGAUGGACAUGACGAAAAGUGAAAGAGAGAGAACCUUUAAAAGAAAAAACAGUGGAUCGCAGCGAGAUAAAGCUCGCGUUCGUAGCCGUAGCCGGGAUACCAGGAUUUGAGCGGAAGAUUUUGGUAGAUUUUGUCUUUUCCAAUUGCAGGAGAUAACAAAAUUAUUAUAGAAAAUAUAAGAGUUUCAUGCUCGGAUCUAGGGAUGGGGAAGGGAUAUAUCAAUCCCCGUCCCCAUCCCUGUUACGGGGAUAACAAAGAAUUUUCAUCCUCUUCUCGUGAAGAAAAAUUUUCUCUCCAUCCCCUCCCCGUCCUCGCGGAAAAAAAUCUUCUCUC